AUGUCGCCGUAUAGGUUGGUAUUUGGUAAGGCCUACCGUCUUCCAAUUGAAUUAGAGAAUAGAGCAUAUUGGGUUGUCAAGCAUUGCAAUAUGAAGCUGGAUGAGAGUGGCGGACAUAGGAAAUUACAGUUGCAAGAAUUAAAAGAAAUUCACAAUGACGCGUACGAGAGUAAAUUACGUUCUCGUUGGAUUGGGCCGUUUAUUGUUACUAACGUUUUUCCUCAUGGUGUAGUAGAGAUUCAGAGCUUAAUAACAUCAAAAGUAUUUCAAGUUAAUGGUCACAGACUCAAACCAUUUUACGAAGGAGUACCAACUGAAAACGUCGAAGAAGUGGAGCUGAAAGAUCCCGUCUAUAUGGAUAAAUAG
Molecule: messenger RNA, 366 nt
Organism: Mangifera indica (mango)
Lineage: Eukaryota; Viridiplantae; Streptophyta; Magnoliopsida; Sapindales; Anacardiaceae
Exons: 2
Coding region: 1-366 (121 amino acids)
Source: RefSeq, a predicted model, not a curated record